CGACGGUGGCCGGAGAGGGACGUUUACCUCAUGGAGCCCGCCGCCAGCCGCCAUCACUCGCACCGCCGCCGUUUGCUCCUCGGGGAGGCCGAGAGUCCCCUCACCCGCCGGAAAAGCCUCGACACUGCUGGCUCAACCGAAUCCUGUGUGCAGAGGUUGAAAGCCAAGAACGCCCCUAUGAAGAGGACGUCGUCUUCAGAUUCUACGGAUUCAGGCUGCUGCAUGGAUUCCCCUGGCCUGCUUGGCAUGACCGACCUUGAAGAAAGCUUUCGCCUGCCCAUGAGAAGGAUGUACUCCCUCCCGCACGGCCUUCUGGGUUGCAGCCCCGCACUGAAGAGGAACCACUCGGCCUGCCCGGAUUGGGACGUUUUCCAAGCCCUUGCACCCGAGGAAAACAAAGAGAACGAGCACUUUGAGUUCAAGAAACCAACCCGCCCUGCCUCUCGUGGCUCUUUGCACUUUUCUUCUCCGGACGACGAAAAAGACCCUUUGGAAGCGGAGCAGGACUUGAACACAGCACUUACGUUCUCCGGUGGUCACAAUGGUAAAAACCAUCCCAGAGUGGAGAUCCCAGCAUUCCCAUGCCGGCUGUCCCGACAGAUCGCUGAUACGCAUAACGACGACGGCUUUUUAGAGAUGAUGGAUGGGCCUGAUAGCACUAACGACGCCGAGACGCCGUCUGACAUGUCGUGCCUUUGGACCGCUCCUCUGGUGGUCACGACGAGCGAGGACCUGCUGAGCCAGCAGCAUAAACUGAGCAACGCAACUCGCAACCUGGCUAAGACGCGUGCCGCUCCGGUGAAAAGAAUGGAGAAGCCCGUCCUCGAAGGGGGCGUCCAGGCUGUUGGCAAACGGCGGAGAAGCAGCCCCUUGGGAGUUGCUGAAGAAGCCAUGAGUCCCUCCUGCUCUUCCUCUUUGGAGAUUGGCAACGUGUUGGAUCGGGACCAGAGAGACCUGAUUGGAGAUUUUUCCAAGGGUUACCUCUUCCGCACCGUUGAUGGCAAACAUCAGGAUCUGAAGUACAUCGAUCCAGAAAUGAUCGUCGCUGUCCUGAACGGCAGCUUUUCCGUCUUCAUCGCGCAGUGCGUGAUCAUCGAUUGCAGGUUCCCCUACGAGUACGCGGGGGGUCACAUCAAGGGCGCCAUCAACCUUCCGAUGGAGCAGGACGUGGAAGACUUUCUGCUGAAAAAGCCUCUCGUGUCGUCCGGCAAUAAGCGCAUCAUUGUCGUCUUCCACUGCGAGUUCUCCUCUGAGCGAGCCCCCCGGAUGUGCCGAUUUGUCCGAGAAAGGGACCGGCUUGGCAACCAGUAUCCCAGCCUGCAUUACCCAGAGCUCUACAUCCUCAAAGGGGGCUACAAGGACUUCUUCCUCAAAUGCAAGAGCUACUGUGAGCCCCAGAGCUACCGCCCCAUGCACCACAAGGACUUCAAGGAGGACCUGCGCACCUUUCGCACCCGGAGCCGGACCUGGGCAGGCGAGAAGAGCAAACGCGAACACUACAGCCGCUUGAAGAAGCUUUGAAGAGGGCUUCAAAGUCCAAAACGGACAGAAAUGUUUU
Molecule: messenger RNA, 1558 nt
Organism: Pseudonaja textilis
Lineage: Eukaryota; Metazoa; Chordata; Lepidosauria; Squamata; Elapidae
Gene: CDC25A
Product: cell division cycle 25A
Biological process (GO): positive regulation of G2/MI transition of meiotic cell cycle; positive regulation of G2/M transition of mitotic cell cycle; protein dephosphorylation
Cellular component (GO): cytoplasm; nucleus
Molecular function (GO): protein tyrosine phosphatase activity
Source: RefSeq, a predicted model, not a curated record